Messenger RNA from Ascochyta rabiei, 606 nucleotides. RefSeq lists its product as uncharacterized. The transcript has a single exon. Bases 1 to 606 code for a protein of 201 amino acids. Lineage: Eukaryota; Fungi; Ascomycota; Dothideomycetes; Pleosporales; Didymellaceae. Gene Ontology annotation, molecular function: gamma-glutamylcyclotransferase activity. The record is from RefSeq and is a predicted model, not a curated record.
AUGUCGCUCCAAGCCCCCUUAACCACAACCACAAUCUACUUCGGCUACGGCUCCAACCUCUGGCUCCACCAAAUGUCCAUCCGAUGCCCAACAUCGCAGUACCUCGGGGUCGCACGGCUACCACACUACACCUGGCUGAUCAAUGACCGGGGCUACGCCAAUGUAGUCGAAGCGAACAAAACAUCGGAAAGCUACUCAGACGAAGUCUAUGGGCUCGUAUACGCUCUCCUUCCCGAAGACGAGAAGAGAUUGGAUCGCAACGAGGGGGUACCUGUGGCGUACACGAAGGAGCUGAUUCCUUGCGACUUUUGGCCCUCAACUACCCAUGAGAAGGCGAACACGAGUCUGCCACCCUUCGAGACGAGGGACAUGCUAGUGUAUAUCGACCGGAACCGGACCAUGCCGGACAAGCCGCGGGAGGAGUACGUGUAUAGGAUGAACCAGGGGAUCCAGGAUGCAGUGGAGAGGGGUGUGCCGGAGGAAUAUGUCAGAGACGUCAUGAGGAAGUUUAUUCCGGAAGGGGAUAAGGAUGCAGAGAACACGAUUAGAGAAUAUGCAAAGACGCAAGCGGCGCAGUUCAAAGACGAGAGUGGGGUGUUUGAGUGA